AUGGUUCCAAGCGACGACUCGUUCAUCUCCGACAAUGAAGAAGAAUAUUGCCCAUUAUGUGUGGAAGAAAUGGACAUUUCCGACAAAAACUUCAAGCCAUGUCCCUGUGGCUAUCAGAUAUGUCAGUUCUGCUAUAACAACAUCAAACAGAACCCUGAGCUUAACGGAAGAUGCCCCGGUUGUAGAAGGUUGUACGACGAUGAGUCUGUAGAGUACAAAACCAUAAGUGCCGAGGAGUACCGUUUGCAACAGCUAAAGAAGGAGAAACGUGAACGUGAGAAAAAGCAGCGUGAAAAAGAAAAGAAGGAAACUGAAAUGGCCAACAAGAAGCAUCUUGCUGGUUUGAGAGUGGUCCAGAAGAAUUUGGUCUACGUCACAGGCUUGAAUCCUCCUUGCAAUCCUGAAGACUUACACUCAGUGUUACGUUCUGACAAGUACUUUGGUCAGUAUGGAAAGAUUCUGAAAAUCGUCAUCAACACCAAGACACCAACUGCUCUGGGAAGUCAUCACCAUCACCAGAAUCCUGGUUUGGUUGUCUAUGUGACUUUCGCCAAAAAAGAGGAUGCCUUGAAGUGUAUCAACGAGUUGGAUGGCUCCUUAUGUGAUGGAAGAGUUCUAAGAGCAGCUCACGGUACCACCAAAUACUGUUCGUCCUACUUAAGAGGCCAUCCAUGUCCAAAUCCUAAUUGUAUGUUCCUACAUGAACCUGGUGAAGAAGCUGAUUCGUACACCAGAAAAGACUUGUCAACUCAACAGGGUAUCAAGAUGAGCAUGAUGGGCUUAGUGAGCAGCAGUUCGAAUAUUUCCAAUUCUGGUCACUUUCAGGCUCAUUCAGCAACCAAUUCUCAAUCCAACUACAGUGGAGAUGAAGACACUAGUUCUGGUCCUAUCUUGCCAGCAUCUGUGCAAUGGGCUAAAGCAGGAAGCAAUUCCGCUAGUAACUCGCCUUCGGUUAAUAACAACACUCCCUUGGCUAACUCUGCUGCUUUCCCAACUUUGGGAGAAAUCUUCCGCGAUCAGAAACUGCAACAGAAGAAGGAUUUGAAGCAAAAGAUCAAAUCUAAAGUAUCCAAGGAUAAUGUCUUGCUUCCAGAUGACAUUGAUAUUGAUGAUGAUUCUGUAUUAGGUUUCAUUGAUCUGACAUCUGAGUGUUUGAGGGACUUACAACAGAGAAAGGAGAAGUUGAACGUUCAUUUCUCCAAGUUAUCGAACAGAACUGGGUCUGUCUUACCUUUGUUUGCAUUCAACAGCACAGAAGGCUUGUCUCAUGAUACCAGGCUUGAAGAGGAGACGUUGUUAGCACGUCAAGUCAUUGAAAGAUUCUUCUUGAGACCAAUCAAGAACUAUCAUUUAGCAUAUCAAAACCAUCCUAUCGCACAGCAACAAACAUUGCAGAACCAAAUACAGCAACAACAGCAACAACAGCAGCAGCGUCAGCAGCCAGGUUUCCAGGCUGCCAGCUUGGAACAGUUGCAAGCUGACCAGCAGAGAAAGUUGUUGGAAGCUCAACAAGUUGAAGGUUCUGCAAUUCUGCAACAACAGGCACAACAACAAUUGUUGCUUCUUCAAUUGCAACAACAACAGCAACAACUGCAGCAAGCUAAUCAAAUCAAUAUGUUGAGAGCAACCGAGAGAGGUAACACAUCUACGCCACCUCCUCCUGGUUUGUUUGCCGCUAACUCCAAUGCUCCUGUUGCGGCUCCUGCUGCUGGAGCUCAGUCUUCCAGCUCCCAAUUGUUGACUCAGUUGAUGAGUGGAAAGAGAUGAUUGUUAGUUUGUUGAAAGUGUUUGUUUGAUUUUUGACUUUGUUGACUUAUUAACUUUAUAGUUGCAAAGGUUGUAAUAUUGGAUUGGUGUCCCAAGUGGAUAAAUAAAUAUAUAUAAUAUAUAUAUAAUACUAAUUAAAAC
Scheffersomyces stipitis CBS 6054 is the source of this 1908-nucleotide messenger RNA. RefSeq names its product CCR4-NOT core ubiquitin-protein ligase subunit (gene NOT4). Gene Ontology annotation, cellular component: CCR4-NOT complex. The transcript is spliced from 6 exons. NCBI's taxonomy places the organism in Eukaryota, Fungi, Ascomycota, Pichiomycetes, Serinales, Debaryomycetaceae. The coding region runs from base 1 to 1767 and encodes 588 amino acids. Gene Ontology annotation, molecular function: ubiquitin-protein transferase activity; metal ion binding; RNA binding. The record is from RefSeq and is a predicted model, not a curated record. Gene Ontology annotation, biological process: protein ubiquitination.